This is a messenger RNA of Spirodela intermedia, 1202 nucleotides long. NCBI's taxonomy places the organism in Eukaryota, Viridiplantae, Streptophyta, Magnoliopsida, Alismatales, Araceae. The record is from the annotation of a GenBank genome assembly.
AUGGAGAGCACUCACAACCUUCUUCGUCUCGCCGCCUUUCAGAUGACACUCUUGGCGAUGGCUUCGGCUCAGCUCCGGCAGAACUACUACAGCAGUGUCUGCCCCGGCGUGGAGGACAUCGUGCGCGGCGCCGUCGAACGGAAGCUACAGCAGACGUUCAUCGCUGCUCCGGGAACCCUCCGACUGUUCUUCCACGACUGCUUCGUCCGAGUGCGUCCCUUCGACACUCGACUGUGACUGGUAGGAUCAGCAGGGAUUAUCGUUCCAGUGACGGGUUAUUUCUUGGGUUAACGGGCAGGGGUGCGACGCUUCGGUGAUGAUCAGCGAUUCCAAGGGUAACGACGAGAGACACAGCUCCGACGACAUUUCUCUCGCCGGAGAUGGCUUCGACACCGUGGUCAAAGCGAAGGCGGCCGUCGACGCAGUCGCCGGCUGCACAAACCAGGUCUCCUGCGCCGACAUACUGGCCCUGGCUGCGAGAGACGUCGUGUCACUGGUAAUCCAUCUGGUAUAUAAGCUUACCCUGAUCAUUAUCAGUUGACUUUGAGUGAUUUCCCAGACUGGCGGACCUUUCUUCCCCGUCGAGUUGGGCCGGCGGGACGGCCGAACCUCGACCAGAGCCGGGGUCAGGCAUAAGCUUCCCCUCCCCGGAUUCACCCUGGACCAGCUCAACGCCAUGUUCGCCUCCCGUGGCCUUUCGCAGACGGACAUGAUCGCUCUCUCAGGUAAACUCCAUCGUCCUCCCCUUCUUCGCAGAACAACUGAUUCAUGAUGCCGUCAUAUGAUCACCAGGGGCGCACACAAUCGGGUUCUCUCACUGUUCCAGGUUCUCCAGCAGAAUCUACAGGUACAGCAAGACGAGGGCCGUGGACCCGGCCAUGAACAAUGCCUACGCCCUGAAACUUCGGCAGGAUUGCCCCGCCGGUGUUGACCCCGGUGUCGUCGUCAACCUGGACCUAAGCACGCCGCAGGUCUUCGACAACGCUUACUUCCAGAACCUGCAGACGGGGAUGGGCCUGUUGGCGUCCGACCAGGUUCUCUUCACGGACACGAGGUCAAGGGAGACCGUCAAUCUGUUCGCGACAAACAGGACCGCCUUCGAUGAGGCCUUCGCCGCUGCUAUGAUCACGCUCGGCAGGGUCGACCUGAAGACCGGGAGCCAGGGGGAGGUUCGACGGGACUGCUCCUCCGUCAACAGGUAG